AUGUCAGAUAGGAAUAUCAACUUUAAACGUUCUCAGAGAGACCCUAGAAACACAGAAGAAUUCUUGGAACCAAACAAAAGCUUACCUCUUAAGAGGGGAAUAUCUGCCAAGAACAGUCUCGGUCAAGAACUAUUUUCAGAAUUUCUGAACACUGAGAAUAAGAAGAAGAAAUAGUUCAAAUUUAAAAAUGAACAAAGAAGAGAAGAAGAAAAACUCGAAGUCUAAGAAUAUUGGAAUGACUAACUCAGAAUCAUCAGACCUUGAAAUUGAUAAUGAGAGCCAAGAGUAUGCAAAGAAAGAACUAGAAGGAAACCAAGAUGCUCUGUCACAAAUUCAUCCAGAAAUAUGGAAUAAUAUCCCAUAUCCGAUUGUAGAUGGGAUAAAAGCUCUUAUACGACAUAUAAGAAAGCAAGAUAGCCUCAUUGAAGAGCAAGAGGAGAAGCAUAAUGAACUUGUAGAGAAACAAAAAUUUCAUGUUCACAGAUUAAGUCAGGAAAUCGACAAAAUUGAGAACAUUGCUCAUGACAAAGUAGCUAGAAUUGAGAGGAACUUCACUCAAGCUUUCAAUGAAAUCCGAAAAGGUCAUGAGAAUAAGAAUAGUGGAUUGAUUCAGAAGAUCGACAAAGCAGCUGUAUUGAUUAACAAUGUAAAAGCAACUAUCCAUCGUAUGAAUCUCAAACUUGAAAAAUGUGAGGAAAGUGACAUGGAAAGGGCUUGGACCCUGGCCAAAAUUGAUGAAUCUCGCUACAAACUUCAAGAUUUUGUCGACUUCGAGUUAGAUAAUAUAAAAUAAAGAGGUCAGGAAGAUUCUUCAGGAAGAAAAGAAAAUCCCUGGAUUCAUAGGAGAGGGAGAGAAAUAUCCCACUGCAGAGAAAUACUAUCAAACCAUUGAGGAGAGAUUUAAUAACCACUACCAAAGAUUCUUGGAGGUGGAUGAUGACAUCUUCAAAAUUAUCGAGACUGACCUUCCUUCCAUCCAUGAAGAUAUUAAGACUAUUCGAGGUGUUGCUCGAAAACAAGAAGAAGAAAUACAAUCAAAAAUUGGUAAAAAGGAGAACAAAGAGCAAGAACUUCUGUUCCAAAAUAAAAUAGAAGGAAUGAAAAAUCAUAUAUCAAUGCAAGAAUCCAAAGUAGGUAAGGAAAUCAAGGAGAUCACCAAGAAAGCAGAUCAAUUUACUAGCAAAAGUGAGAUUAAGCUAAACCAGAUGCAGAACAAAUUGACUGAUCUACUUGACUAUGAUUACCCUGAUACUAAGGCUGAAAUGGAGGAAAUUAAAGAAACUUUUCAAAAAUUGCAAGUUAAAAUAGCUGAUUUCUCACAAGCCCAAAGAAGAGGCUCACUGCUUCGGAAAUAAAACAACCCUAAUAUCAAAAUUAUCUAAGGAAGAGACACAAAAAAUUCCAGAACAGCCUGAGAUGGAAAACAAAUUUGAUAGUGCAGAGAAAAAGGCUAAUACCUUUAAAGAACCAGACAAAGUCUUAAAGGAAGAAUCAAAAUCGAUCCACAAUGACUCUUUCUCAGAAGCUACCAGUAGUCUUGAAGAUACAGAUGAGAUGCUUGAGGAGCAGUUCAAUGCAAAGUUUGAGCCCCUCCAGAAGGCAAUUGAAGAUCUCAAUGAACAGAAUACAGAUCUGAGAAAACAGUUAGAUCAAAUGACUCAGAAGGCUAAAGAAGAGGAAGCUGACAACCAUAAGACAGAACUAAUCAACAUUGAUUUAAAGAACAUUCGAAAAUGGUGAAUGGAGUUAGAAUCUAAGGUAGAUACUUCAGACACACAAAUUUCAAAUGCUACGAAAAGACUUGACAAAUACGGUGAAUCCUUAAAUUAUUUCAAAGGAACAAUAAGGGAUACUCAGGCUUUACAGGCAGAAAUAACUGGCGUUAAAGACCAACUAUUAAAAAGAAUGAGAGAUGCCAGGGCUAAUCCAAACACAAGGAAAGAGAUGACUAACUCAGUGAAAGAAAAUAUUCAGAAAUUUACUUCUAAGAAAUCCUAUUGGGGAUCAAACGAGAGAAAGGAAGAAUCUUCAAAAGUGGAUAGAAGGGCUCUUUCCAAAUCUGUUAAGGGCACCUUCAAGCCAAAACCUGCAAGUACCAAAACUUCUCUUGAAAGAGUGAAUAAAGUUGACCUCGGAAAGAAGAUUGUUACCAAUGCUAAGAAGCUAAGUACUAUGAUGAAAAAUAAUUACAUUGGCUCAAUUCCAGAAGCAUCUAAAACAAUGGUUAAAUUAUCUCAAGAAGCUGUAAAGAUGCCAAAUCUGAGUUCUUUCAAGCCUCUGAACUUGAACCACAAAGAGUUGAAAGAUCCAAGAAUGUUUUACCAAAAUGAGCAGAAGCUAAAUGAAAGUGUUCAAGAUACAAACCAGACAAAAUCAGCAAUGAUAUUCCACAGAAGAAGCUCUAGCACAAGUUCUCACCUUAUGGAUUCGGAGAGAAGCAGGAUUAGCCAGAAAGGGAAUGUUAUGAAGAAACAUCUGAACUUAGAUUUGACUAAUCCAAUAAAUUCUCAGCCUGUGACGAAAGAUAAACGUAAAGUUUCCCCAAACAGACUGAUUCCCCUAAAAGUAGACUACGAGGACAUAGACAAUUUAGCUAAUGUAAAGAAGCGAGAGAGUUUAAUGAACAUCAAGCCUGACAAGAAAUUGCCACAUUUGUAAUGGAAAGAAUACUCUAAUCAGAGCUAUCUUUAGAAUCAACAAAAGUGUUAAAUAUAACGAA
Moneuplotes crassus is the source of this 2719-nucleotide messenger RNA. The record is from the annotation of a GenBank genome assembly. Lineage: Eukaryota; Ciliophora; Spirotrichea; Euplotida; Euplotidae.